CAUGGUAACAGAGCCAUCUGGCUUUCUUGCCUGGCACCAGGCCUUAUGACUUCAUAAUGGAAUCUUCUCUCAGCAGGCAGAGGGGGUUUGCCAGGGUAAAGAGGAGGCUGGGAGGAAGAGGCCUGCCGAGGGAGGCUUUGUCUUUUCAGCCAGAGUUUGACAAUUAGGCUUCCUCAUGUCACGAUGCGGUGCUACUGCUGACCCCAAAACAGGAUGCCGGAAGUGGCGCUCACUAGAGACUGUGAGUGGCAUUAUGCACCUGCCAUCUUGCUGAGGCCACCCAGGGGAGCUCAGAGGACACCUGGCCUCCUUCAAUCCAGGACUCACUGUUGAAGUGGAGCCGGGGCCCUGGCAGGAAAGAAUGAGCUGUGGGAGGGCCACUGGUCCACCACAGGGAGUCUGUGCUGUCCAGUGCCCACUGAAUGGCAGGAAGAGUAGGGCCUUAGAUGUGUCAGAACUGUGACGCUGAAUCCGGAGACCCAACCUCUCCUAGCCUCCUGGAGGAGGAUGACCCAGGACCCUUGUCCUCCCAACAGCAGGCCACCAGUUCAAGGGACAAGAAGCCCCUAAGCUCCCUCCACCUUUCACAUAGGGCCCAGGUGGCCUUGGAGUACCUGCCUUUCUUCUGCACCUAUGGGUGCCUCCUGGAAGAGGAGGGGUUGGUCCUGCAGCCCGAGACACUGCUCCAGGAGGACUCAGAACUGCUCAGUGGGUUCUUCCCUUACUACCGCUCUGAGGAGGAGAGUUUGCCCAGCCUGGCCCUUCCUGGCUGGUCACACAGGGGCUCCCAAGAUCUGCCCACUGAGAAGGAGGCACGGGCUGGCUGCUUCUGCAGGACAACAGUCAGGGACGAAUGCUCUGUCUCGGCAGAGUUCCCCCGUGACAGUGACCGGGAUGCCCCUCUCUCCAGGGACCAUGGUCUUUAUGCCUCAGGAUUUGUGCAUUACUACAGAACCCCUGAGGAGGGGUUACACACUAGCCCUGGGCCUCCUGCCUUUCCAUCUGGGAGCCAGGGGCCCUCAGAGGCUGCCCAGGGCUGGUGCAGUCACACCACGGGGAAGCCGGAGCUGACUGCAGCAGAAACCACUGGAGAGCAGGCCCCCACCACCCACUGACUGUCGAGGGAUGAAGCCUGACCCAAGCUCAGACAGAGGAAGCAGGAGCCACCUGAACAACUGAAGGGUGCAGACACCCAGAAACUGGUUUUGUAAAUAAAUCGUGCACCUUGGAGCUGGUGCACUAAUUGGA
Molecule: messenger RNA, 1248 nt
Organism: Pan troglodytes (chimpanzee)
Lineage: Eukaryota; Metazoa; Chordata; Mammalia; Primates; Hominidae
Exons: 4
Coding region: 447-1115 (222 amino acids)
Source: RefSeq, a predicted model, not a curated record